GAAAAGAAGUGAAAAUGGCGGAUUCAGAAAAGGUGAAGGAGUCGAUGGAAUCAGCAUCCAGCGAAAUUUCGAGAGAAUUCAGAACCCUGACUGAUUCGCGAGAUUUGGAUUCGAUCAAACAAGCGCAAAAUCUCAUAUUGGGGAGAUUGCAGGACAGCAAUGCAGUGCUGUCUCACUUCAACGAGUACUCGGAGAAUUGCUUCAUGGAAGUGCACGCUGAUUUUGCGAAGAACACGCGCCUCUUGCGGUCCAUGAAAUCGGACCUGGAUUACAUCUUUCAGAAGCUCAGGAGCCUUAAGAACAAGAUUGCUGGAACCUAUCCGGAUGCUUUUCCUGAUACCUCAGAAAUCGAAGCUCUCGAUCAAAGACCGGACCUGGAGUUGCCCAAGGACAGCUAGAAAUGAUUUCCCCCUCCUAUCUUCUUCUGCUCUAAAUCCACUUCACACUGUUGCUCUUAGAAUUCAUUAUUUCUUCAACUCUUGCCACUUUGUGUAUAAAUUGUGCUGUGGUAAUCCUUGAAAGAAUUAUUGUUAGCUGCUUCUUCA
Messenger RNA from Salvia hispanica, 545 nucleotides. RefSeq names its product kxDL motif-containing protein LO9-177-like. Gene Ontology annotation, biological process: lysosome localization. Gene Ontology annotation, cellular component: BORC complex. The record is from RefSeq and is a predicted model, not a curated record. NCBI's taxonomy places the organism in Eukaryota, Viridiplantae, Streptophyta, Magnoliopsida, Lamiales, Lamiaceae.